Molecule: messenger RNA, 1082 nt
Organism: Myotis brandtii (Brandt's bat)
Lineage: Eukaryota; Metazoa; Chordata; Mammalia; Chiroptera; Vespertilionidae
Exons: 3
Coding region: 1-972 (323 amino acids)
Source: RefSeq, a predicted model, not a curated record
AUGGAGAUCGGCGCCGCUAUCGAGCCUCUCGUCGUCCUCAAUGCCCCUCCACCUCCGCCGGGUUUAGGAUCCGAGGAGUCCGAGCAAAAAGUUCUCCCCCUGAGCCGAAUCAAGGGGUGUCAGGGUGGGAGUUGGGGGGAUUUCUCAAGAAGCGGUAGCCAUUCCUCGCACCCCGGCUUCGUUAGCUGGGCCGGGGUGGGGGUGAAGAGAAAAAUCCCGGUGGGUUUUCGGAAGGGCUUCCCUUCCCGGGCGAAGUCGGAGCCAGGAGACCGGGCUUCGCACAUCUCCCCUUCGGCCUCUGCCUCCAGUCCCCUGCCAGCUCCCCCUUUAAUUUUUUUUUUCCUCUCCUUUAAUCUAAUUUCUUCCAACUCCACCUUUGUUGUUAAUCGGCGUCACGCCGGGAUCAGCCAAUCCUCGCCACGCAAUCGGCUUGUCAAAAAGACUGGGCCAGCCCUGGGAAAGCAGGCCACGGGCGCUGCCCCCACUCCCGUCCUCCCCUCCACCCCACCGUCAGCCGGCAGCCCCGAGGGGAGCCUGGCACCCUGGCCUCUCCGCGCAAGCCGCAGCGGGGCAGCCUUCGCCGAGGCCUCCCGCACUCCAGCACCCUGCGGCCCGGAGAUCGAAAGGCCUGGGCGGAGGCCACGCUCUACCCUCCCACUGCAGGCGGCUGUGGUUGUCGGGCUCAGCCUUCCCUCCUCCGAGGAAGGCUUAUUAGGACGCAGGGAGCCAGAAGAUGGAAGAACGCCUGGUUCCAACAGGCGUGCCUACGGUUUGGGCCAUAGCAUUGGAGGCAGCCAUUGCUCCUGCUCCCAGGCCGCCAGUCUCCCUCCCACACCAACACGGCUCCAGCCCACAUCUCCGCCAGCUGGGUCACCAGCCCCUUUGGACUCUCCCCUGGCACACAGCCUUCUCCAUCCUCACAAAACCGCCUCGGCUGCUGUUGUGAUUCCGCUUGUCUCCUGGGAGGAAUGAGAUUCCUUUCCCAGGACUUCCACAGCCCUCAUCUGCCACGUUUCACAAACAGGGAGGAAAACCCUGUCAAGAUCUGAGAGAAAGGCAGAGGGAUAGAGAGUUAGAAACAU